AGUGACUGAUAGGGUGUGCUUCUCUGUGGGUGAGAGAGGAGGAGGGGAAUAGUCAGCCACAGAGAGAAGAAGAGAGACAGAGAGAGAGGGGGAAAAAAAGCAAACUCUUCCAGGCUUUCAGAUCUUGACUGUGGUGGAGACACCCAGGAGCAGUGCAUUCCUGAGGCAGCCAGCCAGACGGAGCGAGAAAAAAGAAGCCACAUCCUUAAUAUCGCUUGGGCACCACGUCCGACUGACUCUGACUGUCGUUGUCGUCCACAUCGUCCACACACACACAUACGUACAUCCUUACAUAUGCUCACACACCAGAAGGAUUCUGCUGCCAGUUUUAUAGUAAUUUUGCUCAGCAAGGCAGAGAAAGAGUGUGAUCUAAGGAGGCUAAAGACAGAGAAAAAAUAUUCUUCUUGAUUUGAGGACAUGCAUUGCUGAGCUGAGCCCAACUGAACUAUAGAGAUCACUUUGGAAGACCAUCUUACCAAUCGGCUUACUUCGUUCGGCCUCGGAUGGAACUCAAAGUGUGGGUGGACGGAGUGGUGCGGGUGGUAUGCGGACUAUCAGAAGAGACAUCUUGCCAGGAUGUGGUCAUCGCUCUGGCCCAGGCAAUAGGUCAGACAGGCCGCUAUGUUCUAAUCCAACGUCUGCGGGAUACAGAGAGACAGUUGCUGGCCACAGAAAGACCUCUUGAGUCUCUGGCCAAGUUAGGCCAACACGGCAAUGAGGUUCAGUUCUUCCUGCGUCGCACUGGUCCAAGCAGCAGUGACGGUCCUGGCUCAAAACAAGAUAAACUAACCCCCCUGCCCAAGUAUACCGAGCCAGACCUUUUAAAACGCAGCCAACCCAAAAAGUCACUCACAUUCAACCUGGGCCCAUCAACAUCUCCCAGAGCUAAGCAAUUCCAGAGGUCUCCUCAGGAUUCCCCAGACCAGAGAGCUUCACCUUCGUCUUCUCCUGUCCCUGCAUCUCUUCAUGCUCCAUAUCCCUCGCCGCCAAUCGGCCCAUCCAAAGAGGAGGUCUUUAAGGCUGUUCUUCAGCAACAAGAGAGACUACGGGCCAUUGAAGCACAGCUGGAAACCCUAGAAAGGGAGUCUGAUACAUGGGAGCGCCACUAUCCAUCUCUGUCGCCUUCACCCAUCACCGAUGCUCACUUCCAAGAGGAGUUGGACACUCUGGAGCAAACAAUGCGGAUGAACCAGGCUGAGCUCGCCCACGAGCAAUAUUGGGAGGAGGAGUUUCAAGCGGAGACGGCGCGAGAGCAAGGAAUGAGGAGAAAGUUGGGCGACCUCCAUGUUCAGCUAGAUGACUGCGGAAGGCGGCUGCAUGAGUUCUCGGUGCGCUCCGCUCAGCUAGAGCAAGAGAUUCAACGAGAAAGUCAGAUGGAAGCCAAAAGCAAAGGUCCAGAGGAGUCCCUUGAUGCAGUGAAAGCAGAGCUCCAGAGCCAGGAGAAGCAUGGAACCGAGUUGGAGGAGCACCUCUCUGAGACUGAUAAAGCUCUGGGGAAGACAGAGUCUCUGCUGCAGGCCAAACAGGACGAGCUGGAGGAGUUGAAUAAGGAGCUGCGGCAGUGCAACCUGCAGCAAUUUAUCCAACAAGCCGGCGUCCUGCCUGCACACAGCCACUCACGUACAGACCUCCAAGAGCAACUUGAGCAGUUAGAACUCGCACAUCUUCUGCAGGAUGGAUACACAAACGGCACUGAAUCGCCGCCUCGUCCUACUGCCAAGCAGUUUCUGGGACACCCACGUAACCUACAGAACCCCCUCGUGUCCAGCCUCAACCCUGAGGUCCUGACCUCCCAAGAGUCGUCGUGGCGAUAAAACAUGGACCACAGAGCCAAGAGAAACUUGUUCACCUUUUUAUGUCACCAUCACCUCCAAUUUAACCUUUUUCUUUGCAAUUCUCAUUCCAUGAUAGAAGUAAAUACUGUAAAUACUUACGACAAAUUUAUUUACAGAGUUUUGCAACUGUAAGCGCUACAAAUUAUCUGACAAAUGUAAAACCUUUUACUUAGAGUCAUUAUUACAAUGUAUUUAAAUGUAAUAAAAAUGUCUGAAUGUU
Syngnathus typhle (broad-nosed pipefish) is the source of this 2055-nucleotide messenger RNA. RefSeq names its product Ras association domain family member 7a (gene rassf7a). The transcript has 6 exons. The coding region runs from base 504 to 1814 and encodes 436 amino acids. Lineage: Eukaryota; Metazoa; Chordata; Actinopteri; Syngnathiformes; Syngnathidae. The record is from RefSeq and is a predicted model, not a curated record. Gene Ontology annotation, biological process: signal transduction.